GGGAUGUUAUCAAACACAGUUUCUGUGGGGAAAUAUUGAAUGCCAGCCUGUGCCUGUCACCAGACUCGGCCUCUGGAGGUUUAAUGUUUAAUCUCUGCUCUGGCUUCCUGCUGCAGCGCCUCCGACUCACUUUUAUCAGUCUUGUUUUUACUUUGUGAAGCCAUUUUAGCACAGCCAUACUCUCUAACAGCAAACCAGACUAUUCUGACAACAAGAACAAACGCUGAGAAGAGCAAAGUUCAGCUUCCUUUUAGUUGAUGAUCGGAAACGUUGUCUCCAGCAAAAUGACAGACCUUGGCAGACCGUAUUCGGAUGACAUCUCAUCCUCACAAAGUGAAGAUUUCAACAGAGCACAUGCAGAGGAGGAUCCUUCAGAAGUUCACAAUGGUGACAAUCCUGAGGACUCAAGCUACUCCCCUUAUGAGCAGAGCCAUUCAGACAAGGAAGCUGAGAAGAUGAAAAAAAGUGCCUUGCUGCAAUCUUGGACUGGUGUGUUUAAGAAAUGGAAGAAAACUGAUUCUGAAACGCAUUCCACAUCAUCAGGGGGAAUUAAAAUACUACCCAACGGCACAAGAUGUAGUCCACCUGUUUCUCCAUUGUUGGACAGAAAACAUUGGGAUGCGCUUACAGGUGACCUCAAGCCAAACUUCCCCCCAGGUUCAGUGGGAUACAAAUAUGACACACUUGAAUCUGAACUGACCAGUAUCCAUCCGGCAGAGUACUACGCUGAGAAGUUAGAGGUAUACCAGUUAAAAUACUCCUACCUGAAAUCUUGGCCCGGCCUUUUAAGACUGCUUGCUGGCCUUCAACUGGUGUUCGGCGGGAUGGUUUUUGCCUGUGUAUGUGCGUAUAUUCAAAGAGACAGUGAGUGGUCCAACUAUUACAGGCCAAAUUAUGGGUUGGCUGGUGCACAAGGAUACCGUUACAAUGGCCCCUUGACAGCCUUUGUGUUGGUCAUUGUUGGACUCUCAUGGUUACUGACCGUUAUCCUGCUGGUUUUGGGAUUAACAAUGUAUUACAGAACGAUCCUGCUGGAUUCCAAAUGGUGGCCUCUUACUGAGGCUGUUACGAAUCUGGUCAUUUCGCUGCUGUACAUGGCAGCGGGUAUCGUCUACGUGAAUGAUCUGAAUCGUGGUGGCCUUUGCUUCAUGACGGUCGGUAUCAACCCAGUCCUGUCUAGCCUGUGUCGUGUCGAGGGGGGUCAGAUGGCUGGGACUGCGUUUAUAUUCAUUAACAUGGUCAUGUACUUGAUAAGCUUCCUAGUGUGCCUUAAAAUGUGGAGGCAUGAAGCUGUCCGCCGUGAGAAGGUGGCCAUGACAAGCCAGCUGAACAGCCAGUUACAGCAGCAAACUCUGGAAUCCACAUCCAAUAUGGGCAGCUCCUUGACUAGAUCCAAGAAAAUUUCAUUCAGAGAUGAAAUGGAUCAAAGCUCUGUGUGUAAGAGCAAACUGGCUUAUGUCUCAGAGAGAGCUGAAGAAAGAAAGAUUUUAACUGGAGCUAUUCCAACAGGACACAUUCCUAAACCCAGAGUCAUCGCUGAUUAUAUUAUAAAAUAUCCUGAAAUUCAUUCAGUAGAGGACAGAGAGCAAUACAAAGCAGUUUUUAAUGACCAAUAUCAGGAGUACAAGGACCUGCACAGGGAGAUCACAGCCACUUUAAUGAAGUUUCAGGAAUUAGACAGCAUGAUGAGCCAACUCAUCAAUAACAGGAGAAACCCUGAGGAGAGUAAGAGAAUCAAUGGCUUACUGAAAAAAUAUGAUCAAAAAAAGAAUGACCCAUACUUUCUGGAGAAGAAGGAGCGGUGUGAAUAUCUGAAAGGAAAACUAAGCCACAUCAAGAUGAGGAUUCGGGAUUGUGAUCAAAAUUUCACUGCAAAGGACAGCAAUUACUAAAAAAAAUAUUUUUAUUGUGUAAUUAUUAUUAUGGCGCCUACUUUUUUUUUCUUUUUUUACUGUAAGAAAUGACGGCAGUUUGGCUUAAACUAAUCUAUAAACUUUACUCCU
Messenger RNA from Sinocyclocheilus anshuiensis, 2003 nucleotides. RefSeq names its product MARVEL domain-containing protein 2-like. NCBI's taxonomy places the organism in Eukaryota, Metazoa, Chordata, Actinopteri, Cypriniformes, Cyprinidae. Gene Ontology annotation, cellular component: apical plasma membrane; cytoplasmic vesicle; bicellular tight junction. Bases 258 to 1892 code for a protein of 544 amino acids. The transcript has 8 exons. Gene Ontology annotation, biological process: bicellular tight junction assembly. The record is from RefSeq and is a predicted model, not a curated record.